Fusarium poae is the source of this 537-nucleotide messenger RNA. RefSeq lists its product as uncharacterized. Bases 1 to 537 code for a protein of 178 amino acids. Lineage: Eukaryota; Fungi; Ascomycota; Sordariomycetes; Hypocreales; Nectriaceae. The record is from RefSeq and is a predicted model, not a curated record. The transcript has 8 exons.
AUGAAGUUCUCCGUUCUUUCUCUCCUCGCUCUUGCUGCUGGUGCCAUCGCUGCACCGGCUCCAGUUCCUGCCCCAGAAGCUGCCCCGGAGCCAGGCCAGACGUACAAGAACUACGGAUCUUAUCCCAAGCAGUACUCCAACUAUGGCAGCUACAACUACAAGAAGUAUUCCAACUACGGACACUACAAGCGGGAUGAAGAGGUAGAGAAGCGUGAGGCCGCACCCGAGCCUGAGCCAGAACCCGGCUACUCUCACUAUGGAAGCUACCCUCCUAAGAAGUACACCAACUAUGGAAGCUACAACUACAAGAAGUAUUCCAACUACGGACACUACAAGCGCGACGAAGAUGUAGAGAAGCGCGAGGCCGAGCCUGAGCCUGCUGGCAAGUACUCUAGCUAUGGAACAUACCCAACCAAGUACUCCAACUACGGAUCGUACCCCACGAAAUACACCAACUACGGCUCUUACAACUACAAGAGUUACGGAACCUAUGGCACAUACAAGAGAGCCAGCGACUGGGUCAAGUCCUUUUUCUAA